GGGGCGCGCAGGUCGGAGAAGGUGCGACCGUCCGGGGCUGCGGCGCCUGGGCGCCGGUGGAGAGGUCACGCUGGCGGGGCGCCGGCGGGCGGCGGCGGGACAUGGCGGCGGGCGGCAGGCUGGAGGACGGUUCCUUGGAUGUCCUUCAAAGUCUGGAUGAUGACCCCCUUCUGGACACCCAGCCUCUCGCACACCACUCCUUACGUGCUCACUUUAGACCCAGAUUCCAUCCUCUUCCCACGGUCAUCAUUGCGAAUCUUCUGUUGUUUAUACAUGUUGUGUUUGUCAUUUUAGCAUUUUUAACAGGGGUGCUGUGUUCGUUCCCUGAUCCCAAUGAAGACAAGUGCCCAGAAAAUUACACCAACCCACUGAAAGUUCAGACAGUCAUAAUCCUUGGAAAAGUCAUCCUGUGGAUUCUGCAUUUGCUUCUUGAACGCUACAUCCAGUAUCACCACAGCAAAGUCAGAAGUCGCGGCUAUUCCCAGAUCUACAGGUCUACGAAGCAUCUCAAAAACCUGGCCCUCAUGAUCCACUCUUCUGGCAACACGGCCCUCCUGCUGCUCCUGUGCAUGCAGCACUCUUUCCCUGAGCCCAGCAGCCUGUACCUGGAGCUGAUGCUGGCUGUCCUGGCCCUGGAGCUGAUCUGCUCCCUGAGCUGUCUGCUGCUCUAUGCAGUGAAAAUUAUGAGAUUCAAUAGAGCCAAACCACAGCCUGAUGUCCUUGAAGAAGAAAGAAUGUAUGCUCACCCCAGCAAUAUAGCCUCAGAGACUGGCUUCAGGACUAUUUCAAGCCUAGAAGAAAUUGUUGAAAAGCAGGGAGACAUAAUCGUAUAUCUGAAGAGACACAACGCCCUGCUCAGUAAGCGGUUGUUGGACCUGGCCUCUCAGCCAGCUAGGACCUGAGAGACUCCUGGGUAUGACAGCUAUCAAAUCCUCAGUAACUCCAGACUGCCCGAAGUUACCUUCACAGUGUGUGAUGGGAACCUGAGCCCUGGGUGGUUACAAACAUCUGGGAAACUGGAGAAUAUUUUGUAUGGUUUGAAAUAAUUUAACUUCUUGACUCUUCUGGAAUCUAAGCUGUAGUUUAAGAACUCUGGAAUAAUUUGGCUCCUUUUAAAGCAAUUGUGCCAUGACAGUCUGCUGUAAACAGUGUUUCAAACCAGUCUGUUCUUGCCACAGUCAGCUGCUGAGAGAAAACAUCUUUCCUGGUGCUCCCUGUUUUCUUCUAGAGACUCACGGGCAGUUUUGUAUGAGUGAGGGCAGAUCAGGUGAGGGAAAGAUCAGAUUUGUUGUCUCACUGGCGUUUUGUAUGAGUGAGGGCAGAUCAGGUGAGGGAAAGGUGAGAUUUGUUGUUGUUUUCUUGCUUGUUUGUUCUCCAGAGCUGGGGGCAAACCCAAUGCCUCACACAGAAUGAGCAAACACUCUGCCUCUGCAUCAGUUUUACCAGGAUUUCCUUCUGCUGCUCAUGGUGACUCACACCUGUAGUCCCAGUCUCGGAAAAUCUGAAAAGCUGAGGCAGGAGGAUCACCACCAGCUCAAUCCCACAGAAUGAGACCUUGCUCCAAGAGCACUGAGCACUUUCCUCAGUAUAAGACCGAUCUCACCAGGACAUAUGCUGUGCCCGUUCUGCAGUGUGUUGUUGAGAAAUAUAAUGUGAAGAAUCCUGGGGCAGUGGGAGACCCAGUGGAGAGGGUCUCCCCACACCUGCUAAGUGGGGAGACCUCGGACUGGCAAGAGAUUUAGGAAAUAAUGUCAUUUACUCUAUCGUUGCCCUUCUUCAGGGAGUUGCCAUAGAUCCCUCUGCUACACUUUGAUUUACAGCAAGUUCAAUCAGUUGAGCAUGGUGGCCCUCAGCUGUCAUCCUAGUACUUGGGAGGCAAACACAGGAAGUUCAAGACUAUCCUGGUCCAAAUAGUGAGUUUCAGGGCAGCCAAAGCUAUAAAGAGACCCUUCUCCCCCUCGCUCCCCCAAAAGACAAAUAUGUAUGUCAGAAUAAGGGUGUCUCUGAGUUAAAAUUUGACCACAUAGUGGCAGUAAGAUGGUUCUGCAGGAAAAGUGCUUGUUCGGUAAGGCUGAUGACCUGAGUUUGAGCCUGGGAACCCAUGGUGGAGGAGAAUCCGACUCCUAAAAUUUGUCUUCUGACCUUGAAACUCUCAACAUGUUACUCUUGUGUGUGCACUGACACAUACCACACACAUGUCACACAAAUACACACAAUACUACAUUUUUUUCAUUGUCUAAAUAGGAAAAAGACACUUUUUGGUCUUGCAUUGUAGCUCCAAGUUGUGAUGGGUUUAACAUGUCAAGUUGAUGUAUGUAUAGGUAUUAUCAAACAGAUAAUUCUUACAAUUAAAUGAACAUUUUUUAUG
This is a messenger RNA of Chionomys nivalis (European snow vole), 2368 nucleotides long. It is a transcript of the gene Tmem192, whose product is annotated as transmembrane protein 192. Gene Ontology annotation, cellular component: lysosomal membrane; late endosome. Bases 102 to 902 code for a protein of 266 amino acids. The record is from RefSeq and is a predicted model, not a curated record. Lineage: Eukaryota; Metazoa; Chordata; Mammalia; Rodentia; Cricetidae. The transcript is spliced from 6 exons.